Messenger RNA from Myotis lucifugus (little brown bat), 682 nucleotides. Its product is annotated as proline-rich proteoglycan 2-like. Lineage: Eukaryota; Metazoa; Chordata; Mammalia; Chiroptera; Vespertilionidae. Bases 94 to 558 code for a protein of 154 amino acids. The transcript is spliced from 2 exons. The record is from RefSeq and is a predicted model, not a curated record.
CGGCCUCCGUGGGCCGGACGGGGCGGGGGAUCCCGGAGGCUCUGCACCGGGUGGGAAAGCCCGGGUUCCGGGAGCGAGCGCCUGUCUCUUUAAAUGCCAGGGGCUGCGCUCCCGCCCGGGGAGCCCGGAGCCGGAGCCGGAUCUACAAUCCCGUCCCUCCCGCUCCGGCGCUUGUUGCUCGCCGGGCCCGAGCGGGAGCCGCCACCGCCGGGCGGGGGAGCCGAGCGGCUUCUUUCUCCUCCUUCUCGCGCCACACCUCCCCCGAGAGCCGGCGGAGGGGGAACGGCCACCCCCGCAGGAGGCCAGAGGUGCGGGGCGGACGGGCAUCGCCCCCCGCCUUCCAGUCCCGAGGCGCCAAGUAGCCGAGGGGGCGAGACAUGCGUCGCUGCCCGCUGCCCAGCUUCGCCGCCGCCCGCGCCCGGAGAGGAGGGACCGGGGAGCCCACACCUGCAAACUCGCCCUAGAAGUCUCCGGGUGCGGCGGCCCCCACCCCGAUCCCCACGGACUCCACCUCUCGGCGGGUGGUCCCAGCCCCUGCCCGGGGACCUGUGCCAAUGACCCCAGUGGUGGUUUCGCUUUCUCCCCUUCUCGGCGGCGUGAACGUGUGUCCGCAGCGUGAUGGGGCAACCAGGGGGGAGAAACUGACCCACCUAAGUUAUAAGGGAGUUCCCACGGCCGACCC